CCCCCCCCUUGCUCUUUCUUGCCCCUCGCCCGACCUCGCGCCGUGCCCGGGGACCCGAUUCACCGUGCCUCCUCCCUCCUGCGGGUGAGACCAUGAACAUUCUUGGGGACGCCGUUCGCGGCAUCCUCGGCUCUUCCAGCGCGUCGAGCGCGCAGGAAGCCACGUCCAAGCAGUGGCAAUCCGAUACCCCGGAUAGCCUACGCUUGACCCGGGAGAGCUUCAAGCCCACUCAGAGCGAAAUCGACGACGAGCAGCUUUUGGCCGAGCUGCCGCAGGACUUCUUCAAGACCGGCCUCGAUCCCACCCUCCUGGCCUUGGAGUCCCUGCCCACUCGCGCCGAUGAUGUGGCCAUCGAAAAGAUCGUCAACAAUUAUGAGCGUUCGUUGGACAUCAUGAAUUCCCGCUUGUCGGAUGUGAUUAUGAACAACUACGAGUCCUUUGUCGAGGGCAUGGACAAGGUGCACAAGUUCAGCACCGAGCUUCACGAGACGGAGUUGCUGCUGGAAUCGGCCCGGCGUCGACUCCGCACGGCCAAGAGCCACCUGACCACGGGCAGUUUCCAGAUCGUGUCCAAGGAUUUGCGCUGCACCAAUCUCAAGCGCCUGAUCGACGAGAUCACGGCCAUCAAGCGGCUCUUCAGCAAUGCCAAGCAGGUGGACAUCUACAUCGAGACAAAGAACUUCCCGGUGGCCAUUCGCAUGGUCCAUGCCAUCCAGGCGGACCUGGUGUCCCAGUACAACCUGAUGUCGCCUGGGCUGGAUGAAGGCCCGCCCACGGGCGGGGCCCUGUCUGCCAUGACCGGUAGCCAGCUCGGCACGCCGAGCUCUCAGCAUAGCCUGCCCGUUUCGACGGCAUCCAGCGAGGAGCAUUAUCCGCUCAACUGUGUGGAGCAUUUUGCCAUCCGCCUGAAUGACCAGCUGGACGUCAUCGAGGAGCGCCUACGUGCGGCCCUGGUCGAGGUGAUCCAGGACUUCUCGGAGGAGGUGUACCAGAGCGUGGUGGUGAGCUACCACUUGGUCGGCAAGUCGGACCAAAUCGCCAGCAACUUUGAGAGCCACCUUGCCUACCAAGUGGGGCACAUUUCGUCGGAGAUCGCUCGUGAGCAUGCCACUCGUGUGGCCAUCCAGAAGAACCCGGCUGCCAAUGUGGCCCGGCUCCAGUGCACCACCUUCACCGACCUGUGUGCCAUGCUGAAGGAUGACACGGACUUCCUCAAUUGCCUCACUGCUGUCAUGGAUGGCCUGUUCAACAUCAUGAUCCAGCUCCACUCGAUCAUCACUUGGCACUCGAACAACCGCCAGACUGAGCCGGACUUGGUGGAUCUCUUUGCGUCUGUGGAGUUCCAGCUGAGCCAGCUCCGUCGGGUCCUGUGGGACGAGAUGCAGCGCAAAAUUAUUCAGUGCUGCGAGUCGCGCAAAUUCACUCACUCCACGCGCUUGGAGAAUUUCCUGGAUAUUCUCAACGGCCUGAACAAGUUUGUCAACCUGGGCAACAGCUUUGCCGCCACUCAGUCGGAUCUGCUGCGGUCCUUCGUCUACCGGCUGAGUACAUCCUACUUCGCCAGCUCCCACCAGUCGCGCAUGGAGGAUCUCAAGGCUAUGCUCGAGAAUGAGGCAUGGUUCCCUUGCCCUGUGCGGGCCUCCUUCUCCAUCCGUGACAUGAAGGAGUUCGAUUUCUCAGCCAACGUGUCGAUGGCCACCUCCUCCAAGGGGAAUGCCUCCAAUGUUCUCGGCCGCGAGAGCAUUGGCCAUGGGCAACUCUUCCUGGAUGCCUUCUCGGCCUUCCGCGAGGGGUCCUUCUCGUUCUCCAAGUCCGUAGACCAUGUUCUCACCUCCAAGAAGACGGUGUCCAAGGAGGCCCCGCUUUCCAAGCAGCGGACAAUUUUCGCCGAUGGCGAUGAGUCUGAUCGCGCGGACUCUGACACGGAGGUCCUCUCUCCCAAGAGCGUCGAUGCCAGCGGCGUUUUCACCCUGUCCAGCUCCGAGAGCGAGGAUGAGGACGGCCCCCCGGAUAGCCCGCCGGUCACCCCAGCAAAGCGCGUGGCCCAACGCCAGGCGGAUGCCUCACCGGAGGGGCUCAUGCCGGAUGUCAGCCCAGCCGUCGGCCCGAUGCUGGCCACGACCACCAUCAACCUGGCUCGUCUGGUUGGUCGGUACAUCGCUCUGGCGGAGAUUCUGUCCCCCAUCUCGCAGCAUGUUUUCAUCGGCCUUGUUCAGCUGGUGGAGUAUUACAUCUACUCGGUCUUCCAGUUCUUUACCUCGGACUGCGGGCUAUCGCAGAGCGAGAUCUUGGCCGACCUCCCCUCCAAUUUGCGCACCAUCAUCUCGCAGCUGCAGCGGAAGUUCGACCAGGAUACCGCCAGUCACACCCCGGCCACGGUGUCGGUCUUGGGCAUGACUCUACCGGCCACCGCCACCUUCACCUUCUCCUUCUCCGACAAUAACCCCGGCACGCAGGCGUCGUCGGCCGCCGUGUCCUCCAGCUCCAGUUCCUCCUCGGUUCCCGGGUCGCCGGCUGGCAGUAUGACUCCCAAUCGGUCUGCCGGCAAUCUGGUGUCUCUGGCCCGGAGUACGGCAUCCCGGUUCUCGGUUGGCUCUGGCAGCCAAACCCCGGUCCCGGCCUCGGGCACCGGGAAUUCGCAAGCAGCCAUGGUCUCUUCGUCGGCUGGUGUGUCGUCGGCUUCCUCGUCGGCGACUUCGUCGGUGGCCGGGUCACCAACUCUGACGCCUGGCGGGGCCCCGGGGAAUUCCGGCUCCGCCGUGUCACGCACCCCCUCAGGCACCGACCUCCCGAUCACCGAGGCGGCCGGGUCGGUGGCUUCGCCCACCACGCCGGUCAAUGGCGAGGCGCCGGAGUCCGGGGCCCCUCCUGUCACCCCGGGCAUGGCCCCGCCAGCGCCGCCCCCCCUGCCCGCGGUGCCAGCCUCCGGGCAUGCGCGCAAGCCGCAGCACAACGACUCGGCACACGAGCUCGGCCUGAUCCUCGACCGGAAGUACCUGGUCCCGGCGGUCUCCAGCCUGGUUCCCAUGCGGACCAUGUCCAACCUCUAUGGCUUGCCUUUCCGGAUUGUCGGCUCGGAAUCCCUCAUGUUCCUGUACACCGUGCUCAUUGCCACUCGGUCGCACCUUGACAAACUUCUUUCCGAUGGGAGAGGCGCUCCCCUGGUGGAUGGGUUCUUCGACCGCGUGGUUGAGGCCCUGCCGGAGCUGCGUCUAUUUAUGUUCCGCUGUUUUGCCAUGCGCCUCCUGCCGGUCACCCCGAUCAUCAACCAAAUCGUGGCCACCCCCUGGGAGCUGCGCGAGGUUGGCUUCGACUCGAGUCCCUACGUGUCGGCGGUCGCCAACGACGUCAGCGCUCUAAUUGGCCGGCUCACAACCGACGCCUCUUCCCUCCGGUACCUGUUCGGUGUGAGCGGGGCACUGGCCGAGGCGGCAGUCGCCGGGGACAAGCGCUUCACGCUGGCGGCACUUCCCCGGUCACCGCUCGUGGAGCUGGUCCUCAGCCGUUUGCUGCAGGUCAUCGGCGAGGCCCUGGUUGAGGCAUAUUCACGUGUUAAGCGCUGCAACAACCAGGGCCGCGCGCUCAUGCAGCUGGAUGCCCGUACUUUGGCCACAUCGUUGGAGCAGAUCACCGGCCUACGAAUGACCAACAUUCGUUACGUCGAGGACUUCAUCAAGGCGUUCUAUCUCUCGGAUGACGAUGCCGAGAGAUGGUUCCGCGAGUGUCGUGUUUACACUCCGAAGCAGCUGGCCGGCCUGAUGGCCAGCGGCUUGGGCCGGCAACUAUCGCGCCAGGCCCGGCACCGCGUCAACCAGGUACUCGAGGAGGUUCACAAGAUCCAGGCCCCCUCGAGCACUUUCUCCGGAUUCUCCAGCUCCUCCUCCUCCAGCAUGUCCUCUUCGCUGCUGAACUGGAAGAAGGGCCCGUCCAACAGCGCGUCCGGGAGCAGCGCCCCCGGCGGGGGGCGGUAGGACAAACACGCAUACGCACGUGACCUCGACGACACACAUGACCCAAAUAGAACACGCCCAUUUGUUUC
Messenger RNA from Fonticula alba, 4039 nucleotides. RefSeq lists its product as hypothetical. Gene Ontology annotation, molecular function: SNARE binding. The record is from RefSeq and is a predicted model, not a curated record. The transcript is spliced from 16 exons. NCBI's taxonomy places the organism in Eukaryota, Rotosphaerida, Fonticulaceae. Bases 93 to 3971 code for a protein of 1292 amino acids. Gene Ontology annotation, biological process: retrograde transport, endosome to Golgi; endocytic recycling. Gene Ontology annotation, cellular component: EARP complex.